This is a messenger RNA of Macrosiphum euphorbiae (potato aphid), 312 nucleotides long. Lineage: Eukaryota; Metazoa; Arthropoda; Insecta; Hemiptera; Aphididae. The record is from the annotation of a GenBank genome assembly.
AUGAUCUUGAACAAAAAGACAUUGUUAAAAUCGAAUCCAAAAAACUCAGUGAAUCAAUGUGUACACUUGAAGUGGCAUUUUAUGCAAUUUUUUUGGAAUGACAUUUUAGAGAGGUUUGAUUUAACAAGCCAUCUUUUACUAGACCCGAAAAUAGUUCUUCAAACUGCUGUAAAUGCCCUAAAUUCUCUUUUAUCAUUUGUUCAAGAAAUACGAAAUAAAUAUGAAGAGUACGAAGAAAAAGCAAAACAAAUGUCAGGAUUAAAAGAUUAUGCACCAAUUCGUUAUCGGAAAAAAAAAUGGGUAACCGGAUAA